Molecule: messenger RNA, 941 nt
Organism: Talaromyces stipitatus ATCC 10500
Lineage: Eukaryota; Fungi; Ascomycota; Eurotiomycetes; Eurotiales; Trichocomaceae
Product: stress responsive A/B barrel domain protein
Exons: 2
Coding region: 8-490 (160 amino acids)
Source: RefSeq, a predicted model, not a curated record
CAUAUUUAUGGAUUGUUGUCCAUAUUAUCUCAAAUACAUGUUACGCCCACUCGUUCGUACAAGUCUAUAUACUCAUCCUCGUCAAAUCACUAUCCUAAAUAAGGAGGUUGCAUCAACAGAAAACAGCCGUCACUUCCAAAUUUCAUUUCGUCGAGUCAUAACAGCUGCGAAAAUGUGUACCGUCGAGCGUAUCACUCUAUUCAAUAUCCCCAAGGAAGAGGAUCGCACGCGUCUGGUUGGGGAAUAUAAGCAGCUUGUCAAGACUGCUGUCAAGGACGGUAAACCAUAUAUUUCCAACGUCUCCUUUGGUCCCGCAUUCCCCGAUCCGCGUAGUCAGGGCUACAAUUUCGGCGUCAAAACAACCUUUGCGACAAUGGAGGAUAUGAAGUUCUAUGACCAUGAGUGUCCGGCGCAUAAAACGCUAAAGGCUUUUCUCGCCGAUGCGAAGGAGGGUGAUGUGUUGACAGUGUAUUAUGAGAAUGCUGCAUGAUCAUAAUAUCCUACGAGCGAUGUGGGCGCGUGGGCGGGUCGGUUUCAAGAUCGUUCGGCGAUUGUUCUUUCAAUAGAAGCUGUUUGUAGUCGCGAUCCCUUUUAGCAGUCGCUCACUCCAAUCCAACAGGUUCCGGCCUCGACGCAAAUAUAAUCUUGUAUUUAAUCACGUCCACAAUCUCAAGCUCAUCUUGUCCGCCGUUACCGCCUCCAGUACCAUUCUCAUCCUGCAUCUUUGUAAUUGGUCGUCGCUGUAUAACAGCCAAUGGUUUAGCCAAUUUCUUCACUUCACCCGUCAUACGCUGAUAUCGUCCAGCGUACAAGUAGACACGUUUCAUCCAUUUUGUACUUUCUGGGUCGAGGUCAGAGUAAUCCGGGAACAUGAUUUUGCCGAGUUCUGUUUCGAUUAUUUUUGUUUUUGUAUUUUCUUCCUCAGUUUGUGUAUCCAUGUC